Nomia melanderi (Alkali bee) is the source of this 3858-nucleotide messenger RNA. RefSeq names its product nose resistant to fluoxetine protein 6. The record is from RefSeq and is a predicted model, not a curated record. Gene Ontology annotation, molecular function: acyltransferase activity, transferring groups other than amino-acyl groups. Lineage: Eukaryota; Metazoa; Arthropoda; Insecta; Hymenoptera; Halictidae.
AUGAUCGGGCAAUACAGAGUCCGUGAAGAGUCCGGUGGCCACCGUUUUAGAAAAUCUGUUCCGACUGUCAUCACUUUAGCCUCGCAUGAAAGAGACCAGAUUCUCAGUUCGUUGGGGACCGUGCCGGAUAUCGUUCGCGAGGUUCAUUGCGUGACCGUCGAGGGCCGAUUUUAACGUAGCAAUCGCGAUCGAUCCCGAAUGUCCCGAGCAAUCACCGUGAUCGACAGUCGUGGUAAACUCGGAUAACGACGAUUCAUUCGAGAAAGAAACGAACUCACCAGACGAUCUUUGAAUUCGAUAAUCCUGCGACAAAGAUGGGACCCAGCCUCAGGUUGUGGACGAUCUUUCUGUUGAUGAGACUGUCGCAUGCCGGACAAUCGGUGGACCUUCUGGCUUCCAACGGAUUGAACACUUUGGAAGAGGAAGAAAUUCUCCGUGUACUCUCCCGCAAUCAGACCACUUUAUCGACCAAUUACUCGUUGAUACAGCUGAUCGGUAGCCUGAGGAAUCACACGGUCGAGGCGGGUGAAUAUGCAUGGAAGCCGCUGCAGCUCGAAGUUCAGAACACUAAUCCGUUUUACGAUGACUUCUCAAAACAAAUCGAUCACGAUGCAAAGAAAUUACUGCAAAUUCUCCCUGCAUACGAUCCUGGUGCUGGUCGUGUAAGCCCACAAUGCAAAAGGCAUGCAGACAUUUUUCAUCGGGAAUUGUCUAAAUUCACUUUAUGGGCUUUAAAAAUGUAUGAUGCAACCGCGAAAAUGCCGGCUGGCCUUCUAAAUGGCAAUGUAAAUCAGUUUGGUGACUUCGACGAAUGCAUCGGGAUACAAGGAAGUGAAGGAAUCCGAGGACAAUACUGCUUAGCGUACCUACAACUUAGCAUCGACGAGUCGCGGUUGGAUCUCAAGCACAUCCAUCGCCUCAUGCACUCUCACUACGCAUUCAGAAGUAACAUUACCGAUCCAGGACAUCGAGUACCAAGAUUUAACGUAAUUAAUUGGGGAAUAUGUGCACCGGCAACCUGUAGCUCUAAAGAUGUCGAAACAUCUAUUCGCGAUAUCCUUACGAGAUACACUUCGCAGAUGGAUAUCAAUAUAACAGUAAAAGUGAAUGAAGAAAUGUGUCAAGUGCAAGAGAUGGAGCUUCCAAAGGAAACUAUAUACGCCAGUUUACUCUUUAUAAUUAUACUGGCACUAACGAUCGUUGCUGCACUUUACGACCACUAUAAUAUACCUGCUAGCGAGCUGUUCUUAUCAUUUUCGUUAAAACGCAACUGCAUGAAGCUUAUAUCAUUGGAGCGUGAAAAGAAUGAUAUUGCUACGCUUCAUGGCAUUCGAGCUAUAAAUGCGUUGAUGUUGCUCAUGGCUCAUAAAAGUAUGGCCCUGUUCUUUAAUCCAUAUUCAAACAGAACCGAAAUGAGCGAGUAUCUUGGUAAACCAUGGACAGUUUUAGGAAGAGCCGCGAGUCUUUAUACGGAUCCAUUUAUAAUGCUUUCCGGGCUCUUAACGUCAUACUCAUUCCUCGGCAAGUUAAAAAGAACUGGCAAGUUGAAUAUCAAAGAUGAGUACUUGUCCCGUUUAAUCAGAAUUAUACCACCACUGGCUGCAUUAAUGCUGUUCUGUACUUAUGUCCUACCUUAUAUUGCUUCUGGUCCGCAAUGGAACUUGGUUAUAACUGAACACGCGAAUAUCUGUAAAAGAGCUUGGUGGAAAAAUUUCCUGUUUAUUCAUAACUAUUUUGGAUUCGAAUCGAUGUGUUUAACUCAUACACAUCAUUUGGGUAUAGACACGCAACUGUUUUUCCUUUCACCAUUGAUGGUGUUGCUACUUUACAAAAAACCAAAGGCUGGAACUGUUAUUCUCACUUUGUGUGCUCUAUUUUCAACGUCUCUGCGAUUUUUUGUAACAUAUUUUAGGCACCUAAGUAAUUACGUCUUCUUCGGUACAUCAAUAAGACAAUUAUUUGAUACUGCAGAUUUCUCAUACACCUUGCCAUCACAUAGACUAACAGUGUACAUAAUGGGCAUUUUUGUUGGUUAUUUAUUAAGAUAUGUACCUAAAGAUUACAAGAUGAGUAAAGUGACUUGGUAUGGAGGUUGGAUCCUGUGUCUAAUAAUGUUUUGCGGUUCCUUCUUCGGUCCUGCGCAUAUGGGCUCUAUGGAUUACGUCUAUGAACCAUUACACGCUGCAAUGUACAAUGCAUUCGCUCCUAUUGGAUGGUGCGCUAUUUUCGGUUGGGCAACUAUACUGCAUCAAACUGGAAAUACAAACGAUCAAUUUAGCAAAUUUUUGGCAUGGAAAGGAUUUUUAAUAACCACGAGACUGAGUUAUGCAACAUAUUUAACACAAUUCCCAAUAUAUUUUUAUAACGUUGGGACAACCAGGAGUUCUUCACAUUAUGAUUUCCUCAGCAUGCAAAUAAAUUUAAAUGAAAUGGUAUGGAUUGCUUUCUUAUCAAUAGGUCUUACCCUACUUUUUGAUAUACCAUUCCAAAAUAUUAAAACUUAUUUAUUGAAGAAACCUGUAUCAACGGCGACAACGAAAUCGUUGAAACAACAAUAAUGCUUUUACCAAAUAUUUCAAACUUGACCGAACAAUUUAAGACACUGUAAAUAAUGCUUGAAACCUUCACUUUGUUUUUAGUAAAAUUAAAUCCCAUUUCUUGCCCUCAUAUACAAUGUAUAUGAUAGCUAAGAGUACUUAUUUAUAUAAUGUCAUAUUUGGACUGAGUAAGUGCUUGUAAAUAACAAGAACUUCGUAAUUCUAAUUAUAUAUGUUUAAGAAGUAUUAUGUUGUACGUAAGUUAAGUUUCAGAUUAGGGGAAAGUGGGACAAGAUGGGGGCACAGAACAAUAUAGGACAUUCUUUUGAAUGGCAAUUUAUUUCGUGUUAUUUUGCAUUCAUGUCACUAAAAGUAAAAGAAACACUAGUUACGCUUAUGAUUUUAUUUUUUGACACGUUUCAAACAUUAACAGCUUAGUAACAAUUCUCAAUAAUAUUAUUACUUUAUUACUUUUACACAAGCAACUUCUCAAGGUUUUUAUUUCUAUGUAUAUUAACUUCAAUCGUAAACAAACAAUGAUAUUAUCAUUUAAUUAAUUUCAAUGUAACAUUUGGAGCAAGAUGAGGAGAUUUCCAUAACCUCGCUUAAUUUUUAAAUAAACUCAUUCAAACGUAUAAAAAAAGCAACGAGACAUCAAUGCAAAAAGCCGCUGGAGUAUACAGAAAAAAGAAAUGAAGUAUCGUAUAGCGAUAAGAAAUUUUAAUGUACUCAAAUCUACAUUGGAGAGAACAAUGGCUAUUCAUCGAGAAAAUCCUCAACAAGUAUUCAAGACUAGUUUUAGAUCCUUUAAAAGUGAGUUUUCAAUUAAUACCGUAUAUGUGUGUAACAUAUGCAAAUGGAUGUGUCCCAUACUACCUUGUAUUGUCCUAUUUUAAAAAUUAUUUUUUUCUGCUUUAUCCAUUAAAUUUUAUAAAUCAAUUUUAAUAUAUUUGUGUAAACAGUUAUUAACACUAUACACAGUAUAUUUUACCGACACAAAAUCAGUAAAUAUAAAACAAUACAGCAAGUUUUUCUUAGGGAUCCCAUCUUCCACCAUUUUCCCCUACAUGUAAAAAUGUGUAGUUAAUUAUAAUUUAGUGCAAUGUUAUUUAUCUAAAAAAAAUUUUUAUUGCAUUAAUGCCAUUUAAAAGAAUUCUUACUUUUUGUAUUCUUGUAUUUUAUACUUAAAUCACUAUCAAGUAAACGAAUUUGUAUUUAAAUACAUUGAGCUAUGUUAAUUACUAUGAGGUAACAUUUAUUAAUAAUUGUAUACAUAAAUUACGCUGUAUAUAUUUGACAUUGCUAUUAUUUUUUAAUUAAA